CACACUCCAUCAUAAGUUGGCGGUUGCGAUGCCAACUGAGAUACGCUUAUUUCUUAUACAAUUAUAUAUAAAAAAGGUUUACCGUGACUACAUCGCACCUACAUCGCACCUACAUCGCACCUUCAUC
Messenger RNA from Racocetra persica, 127 nucleotides. Lineage: Eukaryota; Fungi; Glomeromycota; Glomeromycetes; Diversisporales; Gigasporaceae. The record is from the annotation of a GenBank genome assembly.